CUCUAGCAGAUCACUUGCUGCAUUGCGGACUUCCUCAGGUUCUAAGCAGCCAUAAGCCAGGGUAAGCUCUAGCCUAGCUGCUCGUAUUUUCCCACUAUUCAACUGCGGCUGGGGUCUUUCAGGCUCUCUCUCUUCUCAGGCGCCCGCAGAGAUGGCCGCACCCGCGAUCAGGCCCUCCUCAGCCUGUCUGCGGUACCUUCGAUCGCAAAGCAUGAUGAUCAGCUCGCCUAUACUAUCCUCAACUCGGUCGAGUCUGAAGCAAAAUCUCCCACUCACAUCCUGCACGUAUCGAAGCCCGUCAACAUGCAUCCGAUCUUUCUCGUCGAUGCCAGCCCGGCAAGAUUGGCUGCAACCGGUCCGACCGGAGAAGAGGAAGUCAAUGGUGGGAAGACCACGGAUGCCUACGGGAGGAUCAAUACGCGGAACUACUAUCGUGUGGGGAGACUAUGGCCUACGAAUGAAAGACCACGAUCGACGAGUAUCCGCGAAACAGCUGCGAACGGGCGAACAGACUAUCCAUCAAAGGCUGCGAGGCGAGCGUUACAAACUAUACAAAAGAGUCAGCGCGAACAUUGGCGUCUACACGAAAGGCAGUGAUGUGCGUAUGGGUAAAGGAAAGGGUAAAUUCGACUAUUGGGCAGCUCGGAUACCCGUCAGCAGAAUCAUCUUCGAGCUCAAGGGAGACAUUCACGAAGCGGUGGUAAGAGAUGCGUUCAGGUUGGCUGGUAACAAGCUGCCCGGCAUGUACGAGUUUGUCAAGAAAGGCGAUCCCCCUGUAGUUGGUAUUACGAAGCUGGGGAACGGGGUGACGCUGGAAUCGCUGAAGGAGGCUAAGAGGCCGGUGGAACCAAAGGACAAAGUGCCUGGACAACCUGUUGCGCCUCCAAUGAUGGACGUGCCUCCGCAAUCAGUCGCUACCGACAUGGACAAGCCACCAACGACUGUGCACGUUUCUCCCUGAGGUGUUGUAUUGAUACAAUAUCUCUUGCGAACCGACUGCUGCACCCUUACGCUCCAACCUCUGUGUUUUCGUGAUCUGAUCCUGGACCGUAUCCUUGCUUAGGACGCGCAUCGUCUUGGUGUCCGGUCUGAUCUGGAACACCUCCAUAUCCACCUUCUUGGCCUGCGGAUCCAGACGAAGUGGUCGUCUUGCCUCCCAUACCAGAUUCUGAGAUGUUCUGGCCAUAUCUGAUAUUUUCUGCAGUCUGCUGUCCACGAUCUGCUGAGGUGGAGGCUUCUUCGGACGUGUUCGAACCAGCUGGACAAAGGUCAGAGCAGGACAACGAGGGCUUGAGAGAAUUUACAUACAGCCCAAUUGCCCUCUUUGUUUAGAGGAUGGGAGUGUCUCUGUCUUGAUUGACUCGUAUCUGCGCAAUCGAGUCAGUCGUUGUCCGGCACAAGGAGAGAUGCACAAGGAGAGAUCCGGGGCCAGAUCAUAGCAUACUGAGGUGUUUCGCCUCCAGGCGCUGUAUCCAUAGUCUUGUCGUCGGAAUUUGAGUCGCUCAUCUUGUAAUUUUUGAAGCUAUCGUACCAAUCGCAGGUCAGUACGGUGUCUAUGGUUUGGCUGAUUGUGUGGAAGAGGUCCAUCUAAAUGAAAAAAGCUACAUCCUACCUAUGCCUGGGGGGAGGAGUAU
Messenger RNA from Exophiala xenobiotica, 1634 nucleotides. RefSeq names its product ribosomal protein L16. Gene Ontology annotation, biological process: mitochondrial translation. The transcript is spliced from 2 exons. Gene Ontology annotation, cellular component: ribosome; mitochondrial large ribosomal subunit. The coding region runs from base 152 to 961 and encodes 269 amino acids. NCBI's taxonomy places the organism in Eukaryota, Fungi, Ascomycota, Eurotiomycetes, Chaetothyriales, Herpotrichiellaceae. The record is from RefSeq and is a predicted model, not a curated record. Gene Ontology annotation, molecular function: rRNA binding; structural constituent of ribosome.